AUGUCUCCCGCUAUCAUGCACUCGGAUGCCUUCGAUGUCAUCCCCUUCGAGGACAUCAAAGGCGACUGGAAGAAGCUGGGCUCGGGGUCAUUCGGUAAUGUAUACAAAGGUGUAUACCUUGGCAUCGAUGUCGCCAUCAAGGAAGUGCUACCAUCAAAUGACUACGACGUCGCGAAGUAUUUUGAACGUGAAUGGAGACUGAUGAAAGAAGCCAGACACCCGAAUGUUGUAUUAUACCUCGGCCUGUCUCAAGCCCCAGAUGGACGAAUCUUCAUCAUCUCCGAAUUCAUAGAGAACGGGAAUCUUCGCAUAUACAUCCACGAUAAGGCCAAACCCUUCCCUUGGCGGUUACGUCUAUCAUUCGCAACGGACAUCGCCCGCGCACUGGUUUACCUUCACGCCCGAAAAUGCAUCCAUCGAGACCUGAAGGGCGAGAAUUUGCUUGUGACGGCCAAUGGGCGGUUGAAGAUCACCGAUUUUGGAUUCGCGAGAAUUGCAGCUCGCAACGCAGAAGAGUCCAAACGACUUACAUUUUGCGGAACGGACUCAUACAUGUCGCCGGAAAUCCUGACAGGCACCGAGUUUGACCUGCCCACUGAUAUCUUCUCUCUUGGGGUUAUCUUUUGUGAGAUUGCGGCACGCAAGCUCGCGGAUGAUCAUACCUUUCGGCGAGCGCCACCGCUUUUCGAGGUCGAUCACGAUGAGGUUCGGCGGCUAGCAAGCCCAGGAUGUCCGGCCGCUUUCAUCACUCUUGCCCUCGAUUGCCUGUCGCAGGAUCCUCUGUCGAGACCAAACACACGGGUCAUCUUGGAGCGUCUGCGAGAGAUUGAGACCGAGGUACUUUCUCGGCCAUCUGAUGCGGAGGACAUGCACUUGGGUACAAUCAAGUUCAUGACGGGCGGGGCUCGGAGGCCAGGGGCAGCACCACGGAUUCCAAGCUUUGGUAUGGGAGUUGCACGGGAUAUUCGGGAUGGAACUGGUGGCCCGAGUGAGCCUCCUACCAUGGCAGAUGUGCACUCAAGCGACGAGGCAGAAGACAGUGAUGAUGAACUCGCCAUAGAGCGACUCAGCCACGUCGACCUCAAUAGUGCGUGGAGCGAUGCGUCUUCUGGCAAGUCCCGAUUUCCCGCGCAUAUAAUGCUAGCUCAUCUCUUUGAUUCAGGUCAAACAGGAGACAGCGCACAACCUCUGCUAGACAGCACGUCCAGCGCGCAUUCAGAAUAUAGCACGACGGUUGUGCGCUCACAUGCUCUCAGCAGCGAGUACUCUGCGCCAUCUCUCUCCUCUAUUCUCACCGUCCGCCCAUCACCUACUGCUGACCCCCCACCGACUGGUGCACAGGGUCCUACGCCGACUGAAUCUUUGUUGUCCAUCGAAUCUUAUUACACUGCAUCGAAUUCAUCUAUCGCAGCGUCUAUCGCCGCUGCAACGGAAGGUGGCUCAACGAUCCGCAACUCGUCAUUGCCGCUCGUCCAUCGGUUCUCUUUACUCAAACCUGGUGCCAAGCGCACGACAGCGGCGGAAAGCAGGAGUAGGAGUGCGUCCCCGCCGGCGAUGGACGCAAUAUGGAAUCGCAAUCCUUUGGAGUUCAUUUUCUCAAGCACAUUGUUGGCGGCGAAAUGCGAUGUUUGUGGCAAGCGCCUGGGUUGGAAACCCGUGUUGGAAUGCGACGACUGUGGUUUGAGAGCUCACGUCAAAUGUGGCGAGGUCGCACCGAUGGAUUGCGGACUUCGCCCCGCGCGUCCUGGACCGCAUUCAAAUCACUCUCCUGCAUCGUCCAACCCCCCCUCUCCCGCCGCCAAGGCGAAGCAGAACGGCAAGACCUCGUCUCCCAAGUGA
Messenger RNA from Fibroporia radiculosa, 1839 nucleotides. RefSeq lists its product as uncharacterized. Bases 1 to 1839 code for a protein of 612 amino acids. Gene Ontology annotation, molecular function: protein kinase activity; ATP binding. The transcript is spliced from 5 exons. NCBI's taxonomy places the organism in Eukaryota, Fungi, Basidiomycota, Agaricomycetes, Polyporales, Fibroporiaceae. The record is from RefSeq and is a predicted model, not a curated record. Gene Ontology annotation, biological process: protein phosphorylation.